AUGAAUCAAAUCAAAGGACCUAAAUUAAACUUUAGUACACCUAUCAAAAUAUAAGACUUCAUUGAAGAUAAACUAUAUUCAGUAUUUGAUCUUGAAAGCACUGACUCCUUCAAAAAUAAAAAAAUUUCGAAAUAAGUCAAAUUUGCACCCACAAUUACAAUUUUUCUUAGAUAUCAAGAUGAAGAUAUCUAUCGAUUCAGAGAUAGACUUAUAACAUAAGUUAAAAUGACAAAAGAAAUAUAUAAUCUUAAUCCGACACUUGAGGAAUCUCCAAAAAAAUAAUAACUUAAAUCAUGCAUAAGGGUUCCUAUAGAUUCCGAUUAUUGA
Messenger RNA from Paramecium pentaurelia, 327 nucleotides. NCBI's taxonomy places the organism in Eukaryota, Ciliophora, Oligohymenophorea, Peniculida, Parameciidae. The record is from the annotation of a GenBank genome assembly.